This is a messenger RNA of Penicillium salamii, 1122 nucleotides long. NCBI's taxonomy places the organism in Eukaryota, Fungi, Ascomycota, Eurotiomycetes, Eurotiales, Aspergillaceae. The record is from the annotation of a GenBank genome assembly.
AUGACCGAUUAUUUUGAACGUUUGGGUAUUUCCUUUUCUUUCGAAUUUACCCUACCCCCUAAAUUUUGCGAUCUACCAUUAUCCAUAAUAAGCUCUAUGGCUAUGCGUAUCACCAUAUUCGGGGCAACAGGCAACCAAGGAGGGUCGGCUGCUCGAUCCCUGCUGCAAAACCCCACAUUUCAGGUCCGAGGCAUCAGCCGAGACCCUAAUUCAGAUGCCAGCAAGAAACUCGCUGAGCAGGGCGCGGAAGUCGUUCAAGCAAAUGGAUUCGAUUUUGCCCAAAUGGUGGCAGCGUUCCAGGAUUCAUGGGGUGCUUUUGUGAAUAUCAAUUCUGAUGAUGAAGUUUUUCAGAACAAUGACGGUCCAAUCGAGUUCGAUAUGGGAAAAAUCAUUGUUGAUGCUGCCAUUAAGGCGGGUGUCCAGUGUUUUGUCUUUAGCUCAGGGCCCCCUUGCACCGAAAUGACGAAUGGUGAGGUCCAAAUGAAAGCCAUGGACAUGAAAUACAAGGUAGAGCAAUAUGCCAGACGUUCCGAGGCCUUCCAAACCUUCAUUCCAAUUGGAGCAGGGUGGUUCCUGGAAAACUUCCUCAGCAAGGAGGUGGCCCCCGUGUUUGGAGGUUUCCCUCACUUUGUGGAUAGUGAAGGAUAUUUCACAUUCCGCGUGCCUAAUUGGGGCGGGGAUGGAUAUGUGCCCUGGCUGAGUAUCUCCGAUGAUUUUGGUGAUAUCGUCCAUGGGAUCUACCUGGACCCCGUUAGAUGGAACGGGAAGUUUGUGCAUGGUAUCAGCGAUAUUCGCACCUUCGAGAACAUUAUGAUGGACUUCAAUCAUGCUACAGGCUCGAUGGCAAGAUUCGAUCCUAUCUUGCCGGAUUGGAAGUUCUUUGACACCCAUGGAAUCCACCAGUUGGAGGACGUCAAACUCAUGUUUGGGCUAGCCCAGAUUACUGGUGGGAGAUCUUUUGAGGAAUAUGCAGAGAUUGAAACAGCUUUCAUGUUGAAACAAGCGACGGCGGAGGCCCUGGGGUGGCCACAGAAGAAGCACUAUUUGGUGACAACCACUGAGUGGUUUGAUGCCCGGUUUGGCUCAGCCGGAUUUUCUAACACUCCUAAAGUCUCUGGGUGA